This is a messenger RNA of Plasmodium falciparum 3D7, 5094 nucleotides long. RefSeq names its product putative DNA repair protein REV1. Gene Ontology annotation, biological process: DNA repair; DNA metabolic process; DNA damage response. Lineage: Eukaryota; Apicomplexa; Aconoidasida; Haemosporida; Plasmodiidae. Gene Ontology annotation, molecular function: magnesium ion binding; damaged DNA binding. The record is from RefSeq and is a predicted model, not a curated record.
AUGGAUAUAGAAUAUGGAGGAGCUCGAGAUUUUGAAAAAUAUGUUUGUAAUAAGGAGGAGAAGAUUCCUCUGUCUUAUAAUAAAAAAUAUCUUGCCGAAAUAGAAGAAAGUCAUAAGAAAUGUAAGAAUGAUUCAUUAUUAUUUAUGAAUUGUAAUUUUUAUAUUGAUGAUUUUGUAAGUUUUUUUUCUAUAUGUAAUACAUUAGACAAUUCUAAUACACAAACGAAAUGUAUAUAUAGGAAUGAAAAAGAUUCAGUGGAGGAUUCAAAAGAAUUAAACAAUUAUAUGAAUAACAAUAGUAUUAAUAAAACAACGUUAGGUAAGUUUAAUAUGGAAAAUAAAAUGGAAUAUAAUUAUACUUCUAUUAACGAACAUAAUAAUAAUAAUUAUUAUAUAAAUAAGAUACAUAAUGAUUCUGUUUUUAAAUAUCAAGAUAUGGAUAAAACACCUAUGAAAAAUAACAUAGAUAAUAAUAGUAAUAAUAAUAAUAAUAAUAAUGAUAAUAAUAAUAAUAAUGGUAAUACAUAUUUGUAUGAUAAUUAUCUAGAAGACCAAUUUAAUCAAACAAUAAAAAAUCGAUAUAGUUGUACUCCCAAUGAUCAAAUAAGCACUUGUACAAAAAGUUUUAAUACAUGUAUAAAAACAUAUGAAGAACAAGCUUCUUCAAGUUGUAAAAAGAAUGUAUAUAAUUCUUAUAUUAACAAAAAAGAGAAUCUUGAAAUAUUAAUAGUUCAAAACGGAGGAGUAAUACAUAAUACAUUGACCAGCAAAGUAACACACAUUAUUAGUAAUAACAUGGCAUUAGGUUCUAAGAAAUAUAUGGAUUAUAAAAAAGCUAUAAAAAAAUCUAAAGUCUUCAUAGUUAUAGAUCAAUAUAUUUUCGAUUGUGUAAACAUGCAAUGUCGUUUACCUGAACAAUCAUAUCUACCUUCCAUGUUACGUUACAAUUGUCAUCAAAUAACCGAAUAUUUUUCCUUAAGAAAAAAAGAUAAGGAACAAAACAAAAAAAUGCAAAACAAAAAAAUACAAGACAAAAUAAAUAAUGAUCAAAAUUUUUUGAAGGAACAUAAAGAAGGUGAACAAAAUAAUGUAACCAUUUUAGAUACCUCAAAAUGUGAUAAACAAUUAAAUGAUUAUUAUGUAGAGAAAAAAUUAAGUACUUGUCAUAAUAAGACAAGUGUUAAUAAUAAUUUAAAUAAAACUGAUAUGUAUGGAACAAAAGAGGACAAUAAUUUAUUAAUACAUAAAGAUAUAGGGAACAAUGAAAAUUUGAAUUAUAUAAACGAGCAAAAAGUCCGUGAAGAAAAUAAUAAUGAAGAAAAAAAAGAAAACAUUACUAAUAAUGAUAAUAUAAAUAAACACCUAGAAAUAUUAAAUAUGAAUAUGGAUUAUGAGCAUGUAAAGAAAUUUAUAAUAUGUAAUUCGAAUGAAUAUUUCAAAAGGUUACAAGAAUAUUAUUUGGAAAAAGAGUUAAAAGAAAAUAUAUAUUCUAACGUUUCAUCAAAUUUAUAUUUAAAUAAAAACACAUUUGAGGACUUUUGUAGGAAAUACAGAAUAUUAAAUUAUUUAAGUGAUGAAGAAAUUAAAUGGUUAAAAUGUAAAAGUGAAUUAAAUAUAAAUAUAAAAAAUCUUUGGGAAAAUGAUAUAAUUCAUUUUUUCUUUGAUUUAGUCUUAAGAAAAAAAGAACAUUUCAAAAACAAUACUGUUGGUAAUAAUAAUAUUGGAAAUAACCAUAAUAUUGGAAAUAACAAUAAUAUUGGAAAUAACCAUAAUAUUGGAAAUAACAAUAACAAUAUUGGUAAUAAUAAUAAUAAUACACAAUCCUAUACAGAUAUAAACAAAUCGAGCAGUUAUAUAUGUGAAAAUUUAAUAGAGAGUAUUAGCGCCUAUCUAUACAAUUCUCGACUAUACAUUUUAGGUAAUUGGAAUUAUAUAUCUAAAGAAUUAUUUAAUUUUGAUGAUAUAAAAGAAUAUGAGAAAGGAUCGAAGAAAUUUGUUUACUUAUAUAUCGAUUUUGACAAUUACUUUUUAAAUGCAAGUAUAAGAAAUAAAAUUUGUAUGUAUGAGAAAAAGAAAUCGAUGAAUAAUGAAAUAUUUUGUGUAUGCCAUAGUUUAAAAAAGGAAGAUAGUUAUGGUAUUAUUAGUUCAACAAAUUAUUGGGGGAAAAAAAAUAAAAUACUUAAAGGUAUGGUCAAGGGGGAAGCUACAAAAAUGAAUAAGAAUAUAAAUUUUGUAAAAUAUGAUUUUAGUAAUAUAUUAAAAUGUAGUUAUUUAUUUUUAUUAGUAUUAAUAAAUUAUUCUAAAAAUGUUCGUGUAUUAUCAGUAGACGAAUCAAUACUUCAACUAUUUUAUGAAAAAGAAGAAGACAUUUUUAUAAUAUCCAAAAAAAUUUCUGAUGAUAUUUAUAGACUAACUAAUUUAAGUGUAUCCAUAGGAAUUUCUCAUGAUUUAAGUACAUCAAGAAAGGCUUUAAAGUUUUGUAAAAAGCGUUUUAUGUUUUUUGAUUUUUAUCAUCAUUUUAAUAUUUUUAUAAAGAAGUAUAUUAGCUUAAAAAAUAAGGAGAGUAACAUAACUCCAGAAGCUUCCAACGAUGAUAAUAUAAAAAGCAAUACUAUAUCAGAUGAUAAAAUCAUUAAUGGCAAAUUAAAACAUAUGAUAGAGCAAAAUAAAAAUGUAAAUGGUACUAAUAAUACGGAUGAUUAUAGAACAAAUUGGAUGAGUGAUGAUAAACUUAAGGAUUUAUUUAAGGAAUAUCUUUCCUUUGAAAAAAAAAGGAAAAGUGAAUUAAAAUAUAAUGAAAAUAAUAAAGAGAAAUACAACAUGAAUAUAGAUAAUAUAUAUUUUAUGAAUCUUAUAAAAGGAAAGAGAGAAAAAGAAGUUGAAUAUAUUUAUAAUAAAUUCCUUGAAAUGAAUAAAGAAAAUAUUGAACAAAUGGUAAAUACCUAUUUUGAAGAAGUAAUUCAUCCAGUGAGUACAUAUUUUUUUUUUUAUAAACCAAAUGAAUAUUAUUUUAAUAUUUUAAAAAAUAUGAAUUAUUUAAAUGGAUAUUUUAUUUCAUUUAAUAUGUAUUAUCUUCCACAUAUUGAAAAUGAUAGUAACAAUAAUAAUAAUAAUAAUAAUCAUCAUCAUAGUAACAAUAAUCUUCAUAGUAACAAUAAUUUUCAUAGUAACAAUAAUUGGUUAAAUAACAAAAUGGAUAGAAAUAUAAAUAAAAAAGAAUUAGAAAACAACGAUGAAAAGAAAAGUAUCAAUAUUAGUGUUAAUUAUGGUGUGAGGUUUAAUAAAAUAAACGACUUUUAUUAUCUCAUAUAUUUUAUGACCAAACAGUUGUAUUUACGUUUAAAAAUAAAGAAUUUGAAAGCUAAACUUUUACAUGUAAACUUUUUUAUCAAAGCCGAAAAUGAAAAUGUAAAUCCUAUGAAAUAUCUAGGUAGAGGAAGAGUUAUUAGAAUAAGUAGUAAAAUUAAAUUAAAUCAACAUACCAAUUGUUUUUUUGUAUAUUUUUUUAAAGUUAUACAUACAUUUGAUUUCUUAGCAAAUAAUUUAAGUGAUUUAAGAGGUGUUCAAAUUAUUUGUUCAGAUACCAUUAAUGAAAACAAAACUCAUGUUAAUAAAAAAAGUAUUUUAUAUUAUUUCUACGUAAAUACAGAAAAAAAUAUUAAAAACAAGAAAAACUGUAAAUAUGUAGCAAGCUGGAAAGAUGACAAUUUUUUAGAAGUACCACAAAAAGUGAAUGAUAAGGAUCAGGUGCAAGAAAAUGUAAAAGACCCUCACCAAAUAAAUGAAAAUAAAAUACAUCUGCAUAAUAUAAUGUUAUCAUCACAAAAGAAAAAUGAAACAAACAAAAAAGAAACAAAUGGGAAAAUAUCAAAAAAUAAUAUAAAUAGUUCAAGUAUAUUAAGUUACAUAAAAGAUAAAAAUAAAGGCACUAACAUAUUAACAAGUCAAAUUAAUUGGACACAUAGUAAUAAUAAUAAUAAUAAUAAUAAUAAUAAUACAUAUAGUAGAAAAGAAAUUCGUAAAACUGUAAGAAAAGGAACAAGUACAAGUAUCAAAAGAAAAAUAAAAAACAAAAUAAAUACACAUAUACGUUAUGAUAAAAAUAUAAGGAAUAAUAAAUUAUAUCAUUAUGAAUAUAAACAAAAUAUUCUAAAUUAUUUUGUACAUAAUAAUCAUAAUAGUAAUAGGACUCAGAAUCUAAUACAUAAGAAGGAAAAUAAUUUUCAAAAUAAUCAAAAUGUUUCUUUAUGUUCUUCAUCAAAAACUAUAAAUAAAGGUUUUAAAAGGAAAUGUAACAUUCUAAGAAGUAAUGCUAAUUUUUUAAAUAUUAGAAAAAAAAUAAAAAUUACGAAGAAUUAUAAAAUAUCUGACUUUUUCCCAAGUAUAUUAAAAAAAAAAAUAUAUAUAAGAAAUAAUAAAAAUAUAUAUGAUGAUGAAAUAAAAACAUAUGGUAAUGGAAAUAUUAUAAUGCAUACUAAUAUAUUCGAUAGUAUUAUUAAUAAGAAAAUUAAAAAAGAAAAUGAUGAAGAAAAUGAUGAAGAAAAUGAAGAGAAUGAACAGAAUGAAAAAAAUGAAAAGAAUGAAUUAUGUGAUAAAAAUUAUCAUAUGAAAAAACAAUUUACAUGUUGUUAUUUCCGUUAUAAAGAAAUAACACAAUAUCUAGUACAUAAAGAAAAAUUGUUUGAGGAAAAUCAUAAAUGUAAUGAUUUAUGUAGAAAUGACAUAUUCUGUUUUACAUAUAUUUGUAAUAACUUAUUUUUAUUCAAUCAUACAAAUGAUAAAUUAAAUUUAUAUUUAUAUAUAAAAAAAAUUAUCAAUUCAUAUAGAUCAUAUUUUCAUAACACAUUUGAAGAACAUGAUUGUGUUUGUAAUAAUACUUUAAAAAAGGAUCAAGAAAAUAUAUAUUACUUAAAUAAGUUUAUGGUCAAAGUUAUAGAUGAUAUAUGUGAAAUGUUGCAUAAAAAAAGAUAUAUUGAUGUUUUACAAAAUUUUCUAAAAAAUUUUAAGUAUGUUUGGUCUUUAAAUAAUGAAUUAUUUCCAGAAAUCUUUCAACGAAUAUUAAUCAAAUACAAUAUAAAUCAUAUGACCACCUAA